AUGUGCACAAAGAAUUGUGCAAACACUGCAGCAGAAAGAAUGGCUAUGCCUAAUGACACCCAGUUCCAUCCUUCUUCGUUCCUCCUCCUGGGUAUCCCAGGGCUAGAAGAUGUGCACGUCUGGAUUGGAUUUCCCUUUUUCUUUGUGUAUCUUGUUGCACUCUUGGGGAACGCUGCUGUCCUGUUUGUGAUCCAGACUGAGCAUAGUCUCCAUGAGCCCAUGUACUACUUCCUGGCCAUGUUGGACUCCAUCGACCUGGGCUUGUCCACAGCCACCGUCCCCAAAAUGCUGGGCAUCUUCUGGUUCAGCCUCAGGGAUAUAUCUUUUGAAAGCUGCCUUUCCCAGAUGUUCUUCAUCCACUUCUUCACUGCCAUGGAGAGCAUUGUGUUGGUGGCCAUGGCCUUUGACCGCUAUGUUGCCAUUUGUAAACCCCUUCGGUACACCAUGAUCCUCACCAGCAAAAUCAUCAGCCUCAUUGCAGGCAUGGCUAUUCUGAGGAGCCUGUGCAUGGUGGCCCCUCUGGUAUUUCUCCUCCUGAGGCUGCCCUUCUGUGGGCACUAUAUCAUCCCUCAUACUUACUGUGAACACAUGGGCAUUGCUCGCCUGGCCUGUGCCAGCAUCAAAGUGAAUAUUAUGUUCGGUCUUGGCAACAUUUCUCUCCUAUUAUUGGAUGUGCUCCUUAUAAUUCUCUCCUAUGUCAGGAUCCUCUAUGCUGUCUUCUGCUUACCCUCCAGGGAGGCCCGACUCAAAGCUCUCAACACCUGUGGCUCCCACACUGGAGUUAUCUUAGCUUUUUUCACACCAGCAUUUUUCUCUUUCUUGACACACCGAUUUGGCCACAAUAUCCCUCAAUAUAUCCACAUUUUCUUGGCCAACCUAUAUGUGGUUGUUCCGCCAGCUCUCAAUCCUGUAAUCUAUGGGGUCAGGACCAAACAGAUUAGGGAGCGAGUCCUGAGGGUUUUCCUCAAGACAGAUAGCUAACUAGUCAGAGGUCUUGGAAGGUCUGUUUUAGAGUUCACAUUUCCUGCAUUGUGAAAAUUAGAGUUAGUUACCUUAUGUCUAACCCAGUAGGAAGGAGGAAAAAUUGAGGGGAAUAUUGAGACCAAUAACAUUAAUUGUGUUUGAGUGGCAGGUUUUAUAUUUGAAGUUAAUAAUAUGUGCAUUGAUGAUACCAGAUUGCUAUAAUUGGAUAUCCACAUGCAAAUAGAUUAAUUUAGACCCUUACUUUACAUCAUAGAAAAAAUUAACCUACAAUGGAACAGAGACCUAAAGACAAGAGCUAAAGUAUAAUAACCAACAUAAAAUUAUUUGUAAUAUUGUUCACAUAAAAUUUCAUAGAUAUGACAACAGCAGCAAUAAAUAUUUUUAUAUGAUUGAUUGGUCUUCAUUAAAGUAUAUGUAUUUUUUCUUCAAAGCAUACUAGUAAUAAAAUGAAAAAGAAAGCCAUAAUCUGAGAGAAAAUAUUUAUACAUCAUGUGUAAGACAAAGGAGUUGUCUAAAAAUAUAGAGAGAACUCUUGUAAUUUAAUUAUAAUUAUAUAAUGACUCGGGGCGCCUGGGUGGCUCAGUCGGUUAAGCGUCCAACUUCCGCUCAGGUCAUGGUCUCGCGGUUUGUGAGUUUGAGCCCCUUGUCAGGCUCUGUGCUGACAACUCAGAGCCUGGAGCCUGCUUCAGAUUCUGUGUCUCCCUCUCUCUCUGCCCCUCCCCUGCUCAUGCUCUGUCUCUGUCUAUCAAAAAUAAAUAAAAUGUAAAAAAAAAUUUAAAUAAUUAUAUAAUUACUCAGUUUACUCAAUUAAAAUAGAAAAAAUAUUAAAUGGAAAAAUUAAAAUAGAAAAAAUA
This is a messenger RNA of Panthera uncia (snow leopard), 1838 nucleotides long. RefSeq names its product olfactory receptor 52E8. Bases 1 to 981 code for a protein of 326 amino acids. Gene Ontology annotation, molecular function: olfactory receptor activity; G protein-coupled receptor activity. NCBI's taxonomy places the organism in Eukaryota, Metazoa, Chordata, Mammalia, Carnivora, Felidae. Gene Ontology annotation, biological process: G protein-coupled receptor signaling pathway. The record is from RefSeq and is a predicted model, not a curated record. Gene Ontology annotation, cellular component: membrane. The transcript has a single exon.